AUGGAACGAGUAAAAUACUGGGAAGAGAGCCGAAUGGAGGGCCCACGGGAGCAAGUGCCCGACGUGACGGCCGAUAUCGAACUCUCCAUGAAUAAAUUUUUCCUCAACAAUUUGGAAGAGAACGAAAACAUAAUCAAGACUGAAAAAAUCACGGUGCCCCCUUUGAACCCCUUGAUACUUUACUCAAUUGCAUUACACCAACAAGCAAACAACAUUUCCGAAAUGAUUAAACAAAACGAGAGUGCAAAAAGUACCGAAAAAGUCGAUUUCCAUACACCUGAGUUUGCCAACAGUGAGAAUCUCACAAUCAAGCAUAAUUUGAAUUUUUCCAAAAACGAUUUUGUGAACUUUGGUAGAGAUCAGGACGUUGAAGUCAACGAAUUGAGCAAAACUAUAGUCCGUAAAGUUUUAACUAAGGCCAUUGCCACGCUUUUUGCCCACAUUGGAUACGAAACCUGCCAGCAAAGCGCACUUGAUGUUCUGACUGAUGUUUUGCACGAGUUUUACCGCAAAAUAACAAGUCACGUAAAAAUUGCGCUAGAAGAUCAAGAAAAAAAUCGUUCAGGGUUUCCGCACGUUAUGGAGCGCGUUUUAACUGAGAUGGGCAUGGGUGGGAUUAAGGGAUUAAAUGAUUAUUACCAAUCAAGGGUAAUAAAAUAUGUGUCAGUGCUUGAAAAUAGGUGCCAACAGUUGUGUGACGAUUAUAAUGCGUCGCUACUUCCAAGGCCACCUUCGCCUGUUGAUAAAAUUAACAAGGUCGUAAGAGUUAAAGUGGAGGAAGAAGAUGUUGUGGAAGUUGAAAAUCCGGAAGUGCAUUUUUCGACAAUGGACGGUGAUGUGAAUUUUUCGAUACUCGAGCCCGGUUACCAACUUUUGAAAAGUUUGGAUAACUUGGAAGCUGAGACAAAUUCACAGGGAAUGACCGAUAGUGUGGAAAAUAUCACUGUUAGCGAAUCACCGUCUUUCUCCCUACAGUAGGAAAAGAAUAUUUUUAAUUCCACUUUGUAAUUUUUUUAUUUGUAAUAAAGUUUGAAUUAUUUUUGAAAA
Tribolium castaneum (red flour beetle) is the source of this 1047-nucleotide messenger RNA. RefSeq names its product STAGA complex 65 subunit gamma. Lineage: Eukaryota; Metazoa; Arthropoda; Insecta; Coleoptera; Tenebrionidae. The transcript has 7 exons. The coding region runs from base 1 to 978 and encodes 325 amino acids. The record is from RefSeq and is a predicted model, not a curated record. Gene Ontology annotation, cellular component: SAGA complex. Gene Ontology annotation, molecular function: transcription coactivator activity; protein heterodimerization activity.